UGAUAGAGAUGCUCUAUUCGUUAAACUAUCCGAUGAAGCCAUCUACAUAGGCACAUCUCCAGCACCAGAAUCUUACCUUUGCGGUGAUAAAAUCAUUGAAGCUGCAAAGCGUGUUGGAGCGGACGCAAUACAUCCCGGAUACGGAUUUCUAUCAGAAAAUGCCGACUUUGCCAAGUCAGUAGAACGUUCGGGACUGAUUUUUAUCGGACCGUCUGCAGGCGCAAUUAGAUUAGUCGGUGAAAAAACUGCCGCCAAAAAUCUCUUGGCAAAAGAGUUGCCAUCGGUUCCACUGGUUCCUGGAUACAAUGGAGCAAAUCAGGACGUUGAAACAUUGAUUGUUGAAGCAAAGAAAAUUGGAUUUCCAGUGCUUUUGAAAGCAUCAGCUGGGGGAGGUGGUAGAGGGAUGAGGGUUGUUCACGAUGAAUUUAAAAUGCGCGAAGAGAUUGCGCUAGCAAAGUCGGAAGCUCUCCACGCGUUUGGAUCAGAUAUAUUAUUAAUUGAAAAAUACUUUGAAUCUAUACGACAUGUCGAGAUCCAGCUGAUGGGAGACAAAUACGGCAAUGUUUAUCAUCUGUUCGAACGCGAUUGUUCAGUUCAAAGAAGGCACCAAAAAGUGAUUGAAGAGACACCCUGUCCUGUCCUUACUCAAAAAGUACGAGAAAGGAUGACGAAAGCUGCUAUCGAUAUUGGAAAGUUACUGAAAUACGAAGGAGCAGGAACAAUCGAGUUUCUUCUGGAUGAGAAAGACAGGUUCUAUUUCCUUGAGAUGAAUACGCGAUUACAGGUUGAGCAUCCAAUUACAGAAUUAAUUACGGGAUUAGAUUUGGUCGAUUUGCAAAUACGAGUGGCGCAAGGUUAUGAUCUAUCACAGUCGAAAUUGCCCACACUAAGGAUAAAAGGUCACGCAAUCGAAUGUCGACUGUACUCGGAAGAUCCAGCAAACAAUUUCAGCCCUGCCGUUGGUAGGAUCUGUUAUUGGCAACAAGCUGAUACACCUAAUGUAAGAUACGAUACUGGUAUUGAAACAGGUUCGGAGGUAGAAGUGUACUAUGACCCGCUCAUUUCUAAAAUAUCAGUCUUUGGCGCGACACGCGGCGAGGCUCUUCACAAUAUGACUCUUGCCCUGCAGAACACCAUCGUUCUUGGACUAGUCACCAACCAACUGUUCCUAUCAAGCAUUGUCUCUAGUAAACAAUUCGCAAGUGGAUUCUACAAUACGAACCUCAUUGACGAAUUAUUUUCUCAGAAUGCUAUCAAAAAUGAAGCAUUGGUUCCAGAUGACCUGUCUGUCAUCCCGUUUCUAUGGUUGUGGUAUCUGCGUGAACGACAAAGGACCACGUUGAGGCACAUUCCGUCUGGAUGGCGUUAUGUUAAUUAUAAGAAUCCGGCCGAUAAAUACAAAGUCAAUGGAAGAGAAGUCGAGAUAGAUUACAAAUAUGAGGGCAAGUUAGAUGUGAAGGGAAAUAAGGAUUACAAGUUUAGCGUUGAGCUUAGUAGUGGUGACAGGUCUGAAAAAAUUAGGCAGCCCGUGAUAUUACACGAUGCAACCGUUCAAGGAGAUCGUGGAAUACAGCGUAUUUAUUAUAUUGCAAAUGGAGAUCAAGGCGAGAAAUCGGAACACGUUUACAUGCACAGUAAGGAUUUCUCUUCACAGAUAAAGUUUACCCGGAUAUCCCGUAUGAUAUCGCUAUCUAAGCAAGAAGAGGAUGAUUUGUCUCCGUAUACAGCCCCAAUGCCAUGCAAAAUUCUCCGACUGCUUGUUAAAUCCGGCUCAAGAGUAAAAAAGAAUGAUCCAUUACUGACGAUAGAGUCUAUGAAGAUCGAAGUUAGGCUUUAUUCUAGACAUGAUGGAAUUGUGAACAUCCUUGUUAAGGAAGGCGAUGUUGUCAAUGCUGGAACUCUGUUGGUUAAGAUCAGCCAUUAA
Paraglomus brasilianum is the source of this 1924-nucleotide messenger RNA. The record is from the annotation of a GenBank genome assembly. Lineage: Eukaryota; Fungi; Glomeromycota; Glomeromycetes; Paraglomerales; Paraglomeraceae.